AUGCUGCUGGGCCCCUGGCUGCUGGCGGCGGCGGCGGCGGUGGCGGCGGCGGGCGCGGGCUGCCCGGUGCUGUGCAGCUGCCGCGGGCAGGCGGUGGACUGCAGCGGGCAGCGGCUUUUCUCCGUGCCCCCCGAGCUGCCGCUGGACACGGGCAACCUGAGCCUGGCCCACAACCGCAUCGCCAGCAUCCCGCCGGGCUACCUGGGCUGCUACGGGCAGCUGCGCGCCCUGGACCUGCGCAACAACUCGCUGGCGGCACUGCCGGCCGGGCUGUUCCGCGGCGCCCGGCGGCUGGCACACCUGGACCUGAGCUACAACAACUUCAGCCUGGUGCCCGCCGACAUGUUCCGCGAGGCCAGCGCGCUGCUGCGCCUCGACCUCAGCCACAACCCGGGGCUGCGCCGCGUCCACCCCCAGGCCUUCCGCGGCCUGGCCCAGCUGCGCGAGCUGGACCUCAGCUACGGCGGCCUGGCCGCCCUCAGCCUCGACGCCCUGGAGGGGCUGCCCGGCCUCGUGGGGCUGCGCCUGGGGGGCAACCCCUGGCUCUGCGGCUGCGCCAUGGAGCCGCUCCUCAAGUGGCUGCGGGGGCGCAUCCAGCGCUGCUCCUCGGAUUCGCAGCAGGCCGAGUGCUGGGCUCCCCCCGAGGUGGCGGGAGCCCCGCUGCUGUCGCUGACGGAGGAGAGCUUCCAGGCUUGCCACCUCACGCUGACCCUCGACGACUAUCUCUUCAUCGCCUUCGUCGGCUUCGUCGUCUCCAUCGCCUCGGUGGCCACCAACUUCCUGCUGGGCAUCACGGCCAACUGCUGCCACCGCUGGAGCAAGGCCAGCGAGGACGAGGAUGUUUAGGGACUGCCGCUGCCACCGCCGCCGAUAGACCCCCGCCCCGGCCACCCCCCGGCCCGGCCGCCCCCGCGGGGACACCAGACUGUGCCUUGUCCGCGUCCCCUCCCGCCGCCCCCCGUGCCGGGGUGGCCCUCGAGACGCCGGGGACACCAGGGGACAGCCCUGCUUCCUUUUGCCCCAAACUGGGGAGUUUUUGCACCCCCCCCCAUCACCGUGAGCUUGGACCCCUUCCUGUGCUGUUCCCACUGCCCAGGACUGGUUGAGGCGGCGAUUUGGGAAUCCCCUGGGAACCCCUCCACCUCUGCCUGGGAGAGACAGAGGACAAAGUGUGUGUGUCCCACUCUCCUGGGGGCAUCGAGGAAAUCCCUGCUUUCAGCCCCAAAGCAGCACCGCCAGAGCCCCCCAAAUCCUGCACAUACUCUCCAGUCUCCCCAAAAAUCCAGGGGGGCCGGAAGAGUUGCUGGCACCCAGCUUGUCACCACUCUUCCAGGGCAUGUUGUCAUUGGGAUGUGCUGGAACAGCACCAGGACCACUGAGCCUGGCAGUGGGAUGGGCUGUGACAUCUCCAGGGGAUGACAUCUCCCAGGGAUGGCACCUUCCACGGAUUUCAUCUCCCAGGGAUGACAUCUGCCUCCUCUUUGGGGCCACACCAGGCUCCAGCAUUGCCCACCCUGGGGGAGGUUUGGGAGGUGGAAGGAGCUCUGAAAAAGGGCAAAAAAAGAAAAAAAUAGCAAAAAGCAGAAAGCCAAUGACCCUCUGUCCAGCUGGGACGGCCAUGUCCCCAGUGCCUGUGUCAGCUGUCCCUGGUGUCUGUGUCACCCUGUCACUGUGGGAGCACAUCAGGUCGGGAGUGGGCUUGGGGCUGGGGUCACCUGGGGACUGCUUUGUCCCUUCCCCUGUCCCCCAUGGAGGCUGAGUGCAUGGGGAGGGGGGUUUGGUUUAACCUCAGCCCACCCCAAAAGGGCUCCAGCUGCACCCCAGCCCCAGCGCUGCCCCUGGGAAAGGGAACUUGACCUCUGCCUUCUCUA
This is a messenger RNA of Lonchura striata (white-rumped munia), 1871 nucleotides long. It is a transcript of the gene LRRC55, whose product is annotated as leucine rich repeat containing 55. Gene Ontology annotation, cellular component: voltage-gated potassium channel complex. The record is from RefSeq and is a predicted model, not a curated record. Gene Ontology annotation, molecular function: voltage-gated potassium channel activity; transmembrane transporter binding; potassium channel activator activity. Lineage: Eukaryota; Metazoa; Chordata; Aves; Passeriformes; Estrildidae.